This is a messenger RNA of Guyanagaster necrorhizus, 1401 nucleotides long. RefSeq lists its product as uncharacterized. The transcript is spliced from 5 exons. The coding region runs from base 17 to 1270 and encodes 417 amino acids. Lineage: Eukaryota; Fungi; Basidiomycota; Agaricomycetes; Agaricales; Physalacriaceae. The record is from RefSeq and is a predicted model, not a curated record.
CUUCCCCCCCCCCACGAUGGCCAACGACGACACCCCCGACAAUGUACCACAGACUCCUGCACCAGCACCACCAGCAGAACCAUCUCCAGAUGUUCCGAACAGUACUACGGCCCCAUCUUCUGUUCAGAUUCCUCCCGCGACAGACACGACGCCUGCGAUGAGCAGUGUUGAUGAGAGGGCACAGCUCGUCUCGAGAGCACGUUCAUUCUUGAGAUCUCCUUCCACACAACAACAAGACAUAUUUUCCAAACGAAAAUUUCUCCUUGACAAGGGUCUCAAUGAGGUUGAGAUAGAAGGCUUGUUACGGGAAUUGCCACCCCAACUUCCCGUAGUACCACCACGGGCGUACCCGCAGCCACCACCAUCUAAUCUCCCCAAUCUCCUUCUUGGAAUAUUCAGAAUAUUUUCUUGGCUAUUAGGUGGUUCUGCAGCGCUUGUUCUUAUAUAUUACCGCUUUCUCCUGCCACGAAUCACGCGUACCACAACCGCUCGCCACUCCCUUCGGGACCAUCAUAGCACCCUCUUUCGGAAUCUUACUGCUUCGCUCGCCUCUCUUAAAGAAUCUCAAGCUGAAAAUCUGACGCUCCUUCCGAAGCCCUACAAGUUCAGAGAGCCCUCUGGGUUUUCAGACUGUCGCUCUCUGAAGGAUAUACUUCGCGAAUGCGAGGAAAAGAAGUUCGAACCUUUCGAAAUUCCGCCUCUGACACUACUGCGAUGCGGUAUUCAGGAAUUUGGUGUUGGUAAGGAGGAGGCUGAGGCCAAUCCCACAACAGAGGAUCUCUUCAGGCUCAUGGAGAGUCACAUUCCCUGGCUUCUUAGUGAUGAAGGCGUCCAGUAUGAGCAUAAGCUCUGGGAAACUCUGACCACUUUGACAGUAUUCAGGUCACUGCCUGAAGAUACUCACCCGUCAGAUAAUGUGCGUUGGACAUUUGAUCCUCCGACUCCGCCUGUUCCAUCACCGCUUCUUAAUUCCUUAAAUGAGCUCUCUGCUGCUCUUCCACGAGACUCGAAAACCAAGACCACUGCGUUGCAACAUACUCUUCAGUCUCUGUCUGACUUGACUGGGUAUAUCAGUGCUCAAGUAUACGUUCCUUUCCGUCCUUAUUCGGCUAGUGGGCAGUCGAAUAAUAACAAUACUUCACCAACGCCUGCUGAUGAACUGAAACGUGAAAUAAGGGCAUUGAAAGGCCUGGUUUUGAAUAGGCGUUCCUUUAUGCCGAUGAUACCAAGAGCCGGCAGUUCUUCAACGCUGUCACAAUCUGUUUCGUAGAAACCUUUAUAUAAAACGCUCAUAGCAUGCGGUGACAUAUGUAAUGCCCAAAGCCACACCCGAACAGUGCCUCGGCUGCGCACAGUUGAGGAAGGAAGUUGAGAGUCAGACGUUUGAGAAAUUAGAGCCGG